AUGAUUGGUCGGCAUGAGUAGCUUCCUGCUAGCUUGUAUCUUACACGAGGGAUGUUAAUAGGCAUUAUUUUACUCUUACCGUAAAACUUUUUUUAAAUAUAAAUUGUCGAACGAUCGAAUCACUUGAAAAGACUGAUAUUGUGAAUAUCGAGUAGUGAGUGCGAACACAAUAAGUUAACGUAAUGGCAUUAAACCCCCAAUAUGAAGUUAUCGGAAAGGGUUUUGUACAACAGUAUUAUGCGAUGUUUGACGACCCCGCUCAAAGACCAAAUUUAAUAAAUAUGUAUAAUACUGAGUCAUCUUUCAUGACAUUUGAGGGUUUGCAAAUACAGGGUUCUAUUAAAAUCAUGGAAAAAUUAACUAGUUUAACAUUUCAAAAAAUAAAUCGGAUAAUAACUGCUAUUGAUUCACAACCAAUGUUUGAUGGUGGCGUACUCAUUAAUGUUUUAGGAAGGUUACAGACUGAUGAGGAUCAGCCCCAUGCAUACAUCCAGACAUUUGUCCUGAAGCCAAUUGGCACCAGCUUUUACGUGCAGCAUGACAUCUUCAGACUUGCUCUGCACAACACGGCAGAUGAAGAUCCACCACAUGCCUUCUCACAAAUUUUUGUGCUGAAGCCACUGGGGAAUUCAUUUUUCUGCCAGCAUGACAUCUUUCGCCUUGGUAUUCAUGAUAGUGCAUGAACAGAAUGUCUGCAAGUUUAUCAUGAUUAAUAGCAGACAGGUAUCUGAGGCAUGGACUCCCCAGAGAUUGAAAUAAGUGAGCUACUUUCUCCUUAAUAUCCUUUGUCAUCACAUAUUAUUCCAUUCUUUAUAGAUACUGCAGUUUUUAUAUAAAAAAUAUUCGCUUAUAUCUUG
Messenger RNA from Habropoda laboriosa, 857 nucleotides. It is a transcript of the gene Ntf-2, whose product is annotated as probable nuclear transport factor 2. Gene Ontology annotation, biological process: protein import into nucleus. The coding region runs from base 183 to 683 and encodes 166 amino acids. The record is from RefSeq and is a predicted model, not a curated record. Gene Ontology annotation, cellular component: nuclear pore central transport channel. NCBI's taxonomy places the organism in Eukaryota, Metazoa, Arthropoda, Insecta, Hymenoptera, Apidae. The transcript has 5 exons.